This is a messenger RNA of Cynoglossus semilaevis (tongue sole), 261 nucleotides long. RefSeq names its product argininosuccinate lyase-like. NCBI's taxonomy places the organism in Eukaryota, Metazoa, Chordata, Actinopteri, Pleuronectiformes, Cynoglossidae. The transcript is spliced from 3 exons. The annotation marks the transcript as partial. The record is from RefSeq and is a predicted model, not a curated record. Gene Ontology annotation, molecular function: argininosuccinate lyase activity. Gene Ontology annotation, cellular component: cytosol.
GUGUGUUUCCAGUGUGCAGGGUUCAUGAUGACGAUGAAGGGACUUCCCAGCAGCUACAACAAGGACCUGCAGGAAGACAAAGAAGCCAUGUUUGACUGCUACGACACCGUCAAUGCCGUGCUGCAGGUGACGUCAGGAGUCGUGUCAACUCUGCAGGUUAAUCAGAGUGUGAUGGAAGCGGCCCUCAGUCCAGACAUGUUGGCCACAGAUCUGGCCUACUAUCUCGUCAGGAAGGGGGUGAGUGCUGCUGGAAUCUGUGAU